Molecule: messenger RNA, 861 nt
Organism: Drosophila sulfurigaster albostrigata
Lineage: Eukaryota; Metazoa; Arthropoda; Insecta; Diptera; Drosophilidae
Exons: 1
Coding region: 1-861 (286 amino acids)
Source: RefSeq, a predicted model, not a curated record
AUGGCUGCCAGGCUCGGGCUAGUGGUCGCAAAUGAAGGGUCCACACCCACUUUUUGCAGACCAGGAUGCGAGGGCACAAUCCCAGACAUCACUCUGGCGACAGAAAGAGCAGCGAACAGACUACAGGAGUGGGGUGUCUUGGAGGACUAUACGGGCAGUGACCACCAGUAUAUCUGCUUCUCCAUAAACUCAAACCAUAGACGUCGGCCCGAUCAUGAUAAGAAAACCACCCGAAGGUGGAACGCGAAAAAACUGGACACCGAGAAACUCAUCGAAGUACUAGACGCAAGUAUGGAAACAGCCGUAGACCCUAGGGACGCAAGAAGCACAGUACGCCACACCAUGCGCGCCAUAGAGCAUUCUUGCGCCGCAGCGAUGCCCAAAACGACGAGCUUCCUUAAAAGGAAAGCUGCCUACUGGUGGAACGAACAGAUCGCGGAGCUCCGAAGAGCUUGCCUACGCGCGAGAAGGAAAAUGACUAGAGCCAGAUCUCGAAGCAGUGCUACGGCGGAAAUCGAGGAGCACAAAGAAGCUAGAAAGCGCCUUAAACUUGCCAUUGUCCACAGCAAAAAGAGCAAAUGGGAAGAGCUACGAAACGACAUAAAUACCAACCCGUGGGGUCUUGGCUACAAAAUCGUAACGCGCAAGUUAGGAGCGCAAAGGCCGACUCCGGAGCUAAACGAAAACGUCAUGGCCAGUAUAGUCAACACGCUCUUCCCACAGCACGAACGACGCACCGACCCUGAGACGCCCGCCCUCGAAGAGCCUCCUUUCUUUACAGAGAAUGAACUCAGAUCGGCAGCAACAUCUUUGAAAACAACAAGGCACCCGGACCCGAUGGGAUUCCAUCCGAAGCACUAA